UGUAUAUUCAGUACUCACACAGCGCUGCAGUGAACUGGAGCUCAGUGCUCGGUUUGGCUCGACUGGAUGCGGGGCUAAUCCCGGGGCAGGUUGCGGGUCUGGGUGCGGGCUAAUUCUGGGGCAGGUGUAAGGCUUCGUGCAGGCUGGUUGUGGUGCUAGGUGCGGGGCUGAGUGCGGGUUGAUACCCGGGGCUGGAUGCGGGGAUAGGUGCGGGACUGGGUGCGGGCUGAUCUCUGUCUGAAAUGCAGAGAUUUAUCCGCCAUGAGUUCAAAUUUCGGCUUAUCGAGGAGUUUAAGGAGAACCGGGAGCUUCCCUUCCGCGCGCACCGUGAGGAUGGUCAUACUGGGACAGUCUGCAGUGGGCAAAACAGCUCUGGCUGUUCGAUUUAUCACCAAGAGGUUUAUAGGAGAGUACGAUCCAACUCUGGAAACCAUCUACAGACACGAGGCGACUGUUGGAGGGGAAGCCGUCGUCUUUGAGAUACUAGACACUGCAGGACAGGAGGAAGAUGCGCUGAUGGUGGAGGAAAAGAUCAAGUGGGGCGAUGGCUUUAUCAUCGUUUACUCUGUGACGGAUCGCUGCAGCUUCGAUGAGGUCAUGCGCCUUUGUUUCCUAGUGAACCAUAUACACGCGGCGGGUGGUAGGCGGAGCUGCCCCGAGCCCCCGCCCAUGCUCAUAGUGGCCAACAAAAAGGACUUGGAGUUCGACCGAAUGGUUUCCACGGAGGACGGGGAGGGUCUGUCUCGUGGACUGAAGGUUCCACUGCAUGAGGUCUCGGUGAGGGACGGGUGGGAGGAGACGGCGGGAGUGUUCCACACCCUCUACACUGAUGUAGUUCAGCAGAUGGACUCGUCUCCACCUUCUUUCCGCAGGCGCACCGUCUCUAGACUGAUGGAUAAAAUUCCCAGAAUCCACUCCAACUCUGCGCUGGCCUCUACCGGCCGCAGCUUUAGCUUCAGCUCCUUUAGAGACCUGCUGCCUGACUGAGAGCCUGAGAUCUUUUGCCUAACUGAGACCCUAAGACCUUUUUCCUUCAGAGAUCUUCUGCCUGACUGAGACCCUAAGACCUUUUUCCUUCAGAGAUCUUCUGCCUGACUGAGACCCUGAGACCUUUUUCCUUCAGAGAUCUUCUGCCUGACUGAGACCUUUUUCCUUCAGAGAUCUUCUGCCUGACUGAGACCCUAAAACCUUUGACCUAACUGAGACCUUCUGCCUGAUUGAGACCCUGAGACCUUUUUCCUUCAGAGAUCUUCUGCCUGACUUAGACCCUAAAACCUUUUGCCUAACUAUGACCUUCUGCCCAAUUGAGACCCUGAGACCUUGUUCCUUCAGAGACCUUCUGCCUGACUAAGACCUUGAGACCUUUUGCCUGACUGAAACCCUGUGACCUGCUGCUUGUCUCAGACCCUGAAACCUUCUGCUUAACUGUGACCUUUUGCCUGAUUGAGACACUGAGACCUUCUUCUUUCAGAGACCUGCUUGACUAAAACCUUCCUUCUUACUGAGACCCUGAGACCUGCUGCCUGACUAAUAGCCUGAUACCUACUGCCUAACUGAGACCUUCCUCCUUCAGAGACCUGCUGCCUGACUGAGACCUUCUUCUUUACUGAGACCUUCUGCCUUCAGAGGCCUUCUGCCUAACUGAGACCUUCUGCCUAAUUGGGACCCUGCGACCUUCUGCCUUCAGAUACCUUUUGCCUGACUGAGACCUGCUGUCUAUCUGAUUUUCUGAUGCUGGUUCGGACGUUUGCUGAAUACGGGUGAAACAGUGACAGUUGGUGUGUAGCUCUGAGAUCAGUCUUCACAAUAUUGAUACUCCAGGAUGAGCCUCCUGAUCACCUCCACAUACCAGUGUUGGGACCGAUCAAUGGAUUUUUAAUAUUAUCGAAAUUCUGCAGUAAUGAUAGGAAUCAUUCCUAAGCAGUUUUCACAAUCAGCAGUAAAUGAGAUUAGAUAAAAUGUGCAUCUGUAAAACAGUUCAGUAAUAAAUAUAAUAAAAAUCCAGAAUUUGUGUUUUUUUAUCCAUUAGCCCUAGAAUCCUGUCCAAUCACUUUGCCCAUUACUAGUUUACCUUUAUUCUAGUAAUUUCAUAUUCUGAUCUGAUUAAACUUGUUUUUCAAUACAGUAUUAUGCAAAAGUUUGGACAUCCCUGUUUUAAUGGCAUAUGUUGAUG
This is a messenger RNA of Astyanax mexicanus (Mexican tetra), 2173 nucleotides long. Its product is annotated as ras-related and estrogen-regulated growth inhibitor. The record is from RefSeq and is a predicted model, not a curated record. Gene Ontology annotation, molecular function: GTP binding; GTPase activity. The transcript is spliced from 4 exons. The coding region runs from base 262 to 987 and encodes 241 amino acids. NCBI's taxonomy places the organism in Eukaryota, Metazoa, Chordata, Actinopteri, Characiformes, Acestrorhamphidae.